AUGGUGGGGCAGGAACCGAUGCAGUCUACCAUCGACGGCAGGCUGUUGCAGCGCGGGUCCACCGUCAACUUUGGGUCCAUCCAGGGCGUGGUUGGCAUUACGCUGUCGACGGCGUACACGGCGACUAAGCAUGCGGUGACUGGGCUGACGAGGAUGGCAUCCGAGGAUUAG
Molecule: messenger RNA, 171 nt
Organism: Phialemonium atrogriseum
Lineage: Eukaryota; Fungi; Ascomycota; Sordariomycetes; Cephalothecales; Cephalothecaceae
Exons: 1
Coding region: 1-171 (56 amino acids)
Molecular function (GO): oxidoreductase activity
Source: RefSeq, a predicted model, not a curated record